Messenger RNA from Athalia rosae (coleseed sawfly), 2303 nucleotides. RefSeq lists its product as uncharacterized. The transcript is spliced from 10 exons. Lineage: Eukaryota; Metazoa; Arthropoda; Insecta; Hymenoptera; Athaliidae. The record is from RefSeq and is a predicted model, not a curated record. Bases 13 to 1680 code for a protein of 555 amino acids.
UUUUGCGGUAAAAUGAACGGUACGAGAACCAGUUCUCUACGAGAUGUAUUGGCGAAAUAUCCAAACCAGAAAAAAAAGAGACGGGAUAAGAAAAAAAAAGUGUCAAAAAAACUUCAAGGAAGGUAUCGUUUCCGCGCGGCGACAUGGCUGGUCUUGGAGUACAUGGAAUGGUUAAGGGAAGUUCCUGUAGUCGACGAGAUACUGGGGGACGAUGUUGCGAACAACGUAAAAUUAGUUCAAGGGAAAAGGAUGCCGGAGAGAAAAAAGCUCACGCUCAAAGAUCGCUCGAUACUCCUGACCGAAGUAACCGGAAGAUCUAAGGAACACCGAGCUUAUCUAGCGGCGUUAAUGAGAAAUCUACAACCUUACAAAAAAUAUCCUGAGUCGAUGUGGGAUCAAAUAGCCGCUGUAACUGGCUACCAAUAUUUUGGUCCGGAGAGAAUCAUCGUUCGACAAGGACACACACCGCAUAUGCUUUACUACAUCGUUAGAGGCGAAGUAAUCCUGUCAAAAAUUAUGGAUGACAGCGUUACGGGAGACAGAGUCGAAACCGACGUGGGAACUUUAGGGCCUGGUGAUAUGUUUGGCGAAGUCGCGUUACUCCACUCUAUACCUCGAUCUGCAACUGCGAUUACUAAGACUUCCGUCGACUUGCUCACGAUAACACGUCAAGAUUUUAACGUAGUAUUGAGACCGUGGUUGACGGAGCAAUGGGAAAUUUUUAAAGAUGCUAUUGUCAAUUUUAACUACUUCAAAGGAUGGGACGAAGAAACCAUGAGGGAGUGCUGUAUUUUGAGUAAAGUGAAGGACUACCAACCCGAAGAGGUUUUACUUGGAGACGGGACAGGCAUGAUUAAUUACGUGCAUUUCAUACUUCACGGCACUUGUCGCCUGAUCGAACACAUGCUGAUCCAUAAAGAGAUCGUCGAGGGUACAUCUAACAAUAAGUACAAAUUAUACAACGCAGACAAUUCGAAAAAGACUGCAGUGUCGUCGCUCAGCACCGGAAUUGAAGCAAAAUAUCAAAGUAAAAUUGCAGAGGCUGGAGGUGUUCAGGAAGUCGUUGAAUCUGAUUCACAUAUCAUGUCGCAGGAAGCCAAGCUGUCGAGGGGCAAGGAAUUGCAACCGGCAGCAUCGGAGAUCGACUAUACGCAGUUGAUGUCAAAGCGGCCGAUGAAUGUCGAUAGGGAAAGGACGAGUAUUUGUACAUUGACUCUUCAAGACGUGGUGAAUGAAUGGCACGAAAUAACAGAUGUUGCUGCGAUGCUGAUGAAAGAGCCGUCCACGAUAUCGCAACAAACUUAUCCUAAGAAAGUUAAUACGAUAUUUAUGCAGGUCUGUGUAUUCUAUCGGGGUGCUUGCUUCGGCUUAGGAGAGAAAAUGCACAAUCGUCGGAUAGUUUCCAUCUCACCCACCCGGUGCUUACUCGUACCUCGAUAUUGGCUACUCGAGCAUAAUCGUGCUAAUAUAUGGGAACGAGUAAGGCUGUUUAUGGAUUCCAAGUAUCCAACGAAGGAACAGCUCUUCGAAAAAUUUGCACAAAAUAGAAGGUGGUUGAAGCACAAGACCGAAUUGGUACACCAUGUCAUCGAAAAUGGACGUAAAAUACCAAACUCUACGACCAUCCAUGAUGUACCGUACUCGAUUAGAAUUACUGACCAAAUUGAUUCAGAAUUUUGAAUGUGCAAAAAAUCACUGAGGACAUUCGAAGGGAGAGUUUGUGUUAAAAUGGAAAUGGAUUAGAUCAACAUUUGUCUUUUAACUUUUCAAUACCGGAUGUAAUAGUCUUUGUACGAUGCAAAUUGGGAGUCAAAAAUUAACUCCGAAAAUGGAAAUCUAUUUUGAAUUCAUGGGGUUGCAAAUGCUGGCGCCACCCCUUGGAUAUAGAUGAACUACUACAUCAUCAUCCCUUAGGAGCAACUGAUGGUAAGAACGGCAAACUACCCCUCCGAUUUACCUGAAAUCAGGGGCGCAUUUGCCACCCCGUAAAUUAGAGAAGAAAAAAUAAUUUUUUAGUAUGAAAUACGUUAGAAUUGUGUGAACUGUGGAAAAAAUUUGAUUUUUGGGCCGAAUAUCGAGAAAAUCCAGGUCGGUAAAAAAUCGACAAGUUCUUAUGAUGGGUUUUAAAUACUAUUCUGAUGUAUUUUGAUCUCAGGAAUCCCUAUCCGAAAACCGUGGUGAUCUAGUAAUCCAAAAAUCCCUUGGAUUUUCUUCAAUUUUGAGGACAAGAAUAGAUAUUUUUUUUCACCGGGGUUUCUAUGAUAUUCUAAUGCAUUUUGAUCUCAGAAAGCCGAAUCCAGAAG